AUGAAUCCACCAUCAUAUCACCAUCAUGGAAGCAUCAAGGCAACUCCUGUGAACUUUCAGCAAAACCGGCCGUGCCAGUGGAACGAAGAGGUCUACCAAAACAUGAGUCAGCCCCAAGAACGACAUCGAUGGGACGUCAACUCUGCAUAUAGUUCUACCAAUGCCUCGCACUUUCAACGCGGACGGACACCGUUGACCGCAGAGCCCUCGCUGUCGCGGACUUAUUCAAACUUGUCUAUUCCCAGCUCGACUCAACGAAGCCAAGGGUAUCUUAAUGCCCCUCCUGGAUCAUUCUGUCAAUUUCCAGAGUCUCCGGGAAUCUCACAAAUUGACCGUGGCUCACAUCCUGCCACGACUUCAUUCAGCGAGCAGCGCCCUAUCUACCGAACACAAUUAACUCAAUCAUUGCCAAGUAUUGUACAGCUCAAAGAGCACUCAUACGCAAGGAAGAUGCCGCCAGGUUCGAGCACAGCUACUGAUGAAUUGUUUUUCCCCACCAUACCUGAUACUACACACAAGGGUAUAUCGAUCGCUCAUGUUUAG
This is a messenger RNA of Glarea lozoyensis ATCC 20868, 543 nucleotides long. RefSeq lists its product as uncharacterized. The transcript has a single exon. NCBI's taxonomy places the organism in Eukaryota, Fungi, Ascomycota, Leotiomycetes, Helotiales, Helotiaceae. The coding region runs from base 1 to 543 and encodes 180 amino acids. The record is from RefSeq and is a predicted model, not a curated record.